This is a messenger RNA of Aspergillus nidulans FGSC A4, 843 nucleotides long. Its product is annotated as HAD family hydrolase. The transcript has a single exon. Lineage: Eukaryota; Fungi; Ascomycota; Eurotiomycetes; Eurotiales; Aspergillaceae. Bases 1 to 720 code for a protein of 239 amino acids. Gene Ontology annotation, molecular function: catalytic activity. The record is from RefSeq and is a predicted model, not a curated record.
AUGGCCCCCAAACUCAUCAUCUUCGACUUCGAUGGAACUCUCUUUGACUCCCUAUCGGCAAUUACCACCUCCGUUCAACUGACCUUCAACGCCCUCCUCCCCUCCUACACCCCAACACCAUCCGAUAUCCACCGGUUGGUCUCCAGAGGCGCACCACCAGAAAUCACUUUCAUGGCCCUGCAACCCCAGUCUCCAGUAUCCGUUGAUGGAGUGGACGCCUUUGACGAAGAGACCUGGGUUCGCACAUACCGCCAAAUAUAUUCUGUCCACGGCCACCCACUAACGAAGCCGUAUCCCGGCGCUAAAGAGGUCCUGCUCUCGCUGCGGGAAAAAGGGAUUCCGCUUGCAAUCAUCAGUAAUAAGGCCGUUGCUGCUGUGAAAAGCGCGCUGGAGAGCCAUGGUCUUGGCGGGAUCAUCAAUGAAGAGCUGAUUAUCGGUGAGCCGAUGUUUGCGAGUGGGAAGAGAAAGCCGCAUCCGGAGGGGUUCACGGAGGUGUUGCUCCCUAGGCUGAAAAGUGUGUAUGGGACUGUGGGGUAUGACGAGGGAGAGGUGCUUAUGGUUGGGGAUACGAUCACGGAUAUCCUCUUUGCGAAGAAUAUCGGCGCAAAGGCUUGCUGGUGCCGGUUUGGGCAGGGCAACCGGGAGGAGUGUGAGAAGGAGAGUCCGGAGUCUGGGAUUGAUGAGUUGAUAGACGUCCUUGGGGUUGUCGAUGAGCUGUGACGGGCAUUGUAUAGAUUUGACCAUAUAUCCGUAUAUACAGGCCUAGAGGCAUAGAUUAUGACGUAGACUUGCGAUAAAGACAUAUAAUCCGCCUUAGCUAGGAUAAUAACAUGGAUAGGACUA